CCCUGGCAAAGUAGCUGCCAAGAUUGUGAAGAAAAUGACGAUUUUCUAAGUCACUGAUUGUUGGCUUCUUUUGGACAACCCUGCUUCAGUGCUGAGAAACCCAACUGCAAAUUAAAGGCUUGUUCAUGUAUCUUAGUAUCCAGCAUAACAUAAAAAUUCUUACUAUUAGGAGGCUUACCAGUUGACUAUUGAAAUAGCAAGGUGGAGAAGUUGAAUUGCAAGCUACUCAAAACAAAUCCAGUCAGACCAGCUCUCUAAUCUAUUUUGCCGCUCUCUCUGGUGUUUCAGUCAGUUGCAGCUUUACUGCCGCAUGACUGAGCUUCUCAAUCGUCCUUUCUUAGCAUGUUUUCAGUAUUCACUGUAUUGCCUUCUCCUUAGGCCAUUUGUUGAGGCCCGUGCAGCUCACCAUGGUAUCAGCAUGUAUGAGGAAAUUGGCUUUGUAGUUGAUGCACAGGGAGAGUACAAGAGCAGGCCAUCAAUCCACAUGGAUGCUUUCAGAUGGGUCAAAAGAGAUAGUUACCUUCCUGUUGGCAGUCAAAACCUGAAAGCUACUACUAAAGCCAAGCUAAGGUAUGAUCCCAUUGAACUGGAUCCUGAGGACAUGUGUCGCAUGGCUAGUGAACAACCCCAGGAACUGGCUAAUUACUCAGUAUCUGAUGCUGUUGCCACUUACUACCUUUACAUGAAGUAUGUCCACCCAUUCAUCUUUGCACUGUGCACCAUUAUUCCAAUGGAACCAGAUGAGGUUCUUAGAAAAGGAUCAGGAACUUUGUGUGAAGCUCUUCUAAUGGUACAAGCCUUCCAUGCAAACAUCAUCUAUCCCAACAAACAGGAACAGGUGUUUAACAAGCUGACUAAUGAUGGCCAUGUUCUGGACUCUGAGACAUAUGUUGGAGGUCAUGUGGAAGCUCUGGAGUCUGGUGUCUUCAGAAGUGACAUCCCUUGUAGAUUCCGACUGGUUCCAGAUGCUUUUCAGAAACUGAUUGAUAAUGUGGAAAAUACUAUGCGACAUGCAAUUGUUGAGGAAGAACAUAUUCCAAUGGAGACUGUUACAAAUUUUGAUGAGGUUAGCCACGUGUUAACUUAAACACUGAAUUUGUGAACUAAUUAAUCAAAUUAUGAAGCAGUAACUAUGACCUUUGACCUCCUUGUUCCUGAAACAGUUACCAUGCAUCAUCAGGGCUGUCAUUAAGGGCUGUAACUUGUAACACCUGUUACUGCUGAGUAUGCUUGAUGGACCCUUGAUGCUAAGGGUGAACUGGCCUGUUGUUGAUGCACUUCACCCACAGACUAACAAGGUUACUACAGAUGUGAAGAUCAAGGCAACUGGUGA
Molecule: messenger RNA, 1333 nt
Organism: Orbicella faveolata
Lineage: Eukaryota; Metazoa; Cnidaria; Anthozoa; Scleractinia; Merulinidae
Product: DNA polymerase epsilon catalytic subunit A-like
Biological process (GO): base-excision repair, gap-filling; DNA replication proofreading; mitotic cell cycle
Cellular component (GO): epsilon DNA polymerase complex; nucleus
Molecular function (GO): nucleotide binding; single-stranded DNA 3'-5' DNA exonuclease activity; DNA-directed DNA polymerase activity
Source: RefSeq, a predicted model, not a curated record